AACUUUUGAGCCAUUCAUAUUCGAUAUCGAUGGGAUGACAAAUAUGACUUCACGAUGCUUCGUUGUUGUCUCUGCUCCCAAACCUGAAACCCCUCUGAAAAGCCGCCCAAAAUCCUAAAAUCUACCCCCAUCAAAUUUCACAAUUAGCUACGUUUUUGCUGUAUGGUGUCGAUCUUAUAAUUUGUGUAAAAGUUUUAGUUGACUAUACAGAAAAAUCAGGUAUCUCCAGUGGUCAUCAAGUAUUCCCGAUCUUCAGGUGGACUCAAAUCAAAUCUUUUUCACAAUUCUUCAAGGGUGUUGAUCUGGAAAUUGACUUCAGAAUUGUGGGUCUGAUUCAGAAUUUGUUAUCGAUUGGUGGGUAUUUCUUGAAUAUUCAAUCUUUAGUUAUUAGGGUUAAAUUUCAAUCCCAAUGGUCUUUUACCAUUGCCUAAUAUCAGUUGACCAACAUAUACACAUGGAUAAAACUGUGAAUUCGGCUGACCCUUGUUUGAAAUUGAGGCAAAUUAAUCAGUUCUAUAAGAAUAGAAAGACAUCCAAUUCCCAGAAUCAGUUGAAUAUUCCGGCUUGCGAACAAUCUCGUUAUGCUAUGAUUGAUGUAAUAUUCUUUAUUGUCACGAUUGGUGCAGUUGGGGUUUUGCUCAAUCCUUCUGUAAGUCAUUUAGUGCGCAAAACUGUUGAACUUGGAGAAGAAGUCGUAGAUGUAGUGAGAGAGGAAAUUGUUAAUGCUCCAAUUGUGUUUGGAUGUUUAGGACUUAGUAUCUUAUUCACUGCAAUAGCCCUUGUGAUAAUCGCCGUCUGUAUAGAUCGGAGAUGUGGGAAACCAGGCUGCAAAGGACUUCGGAAGGCUGCUGAAUUUGAUUUGCAUCUGGAGACGGAGGAGCGCCUAAAGAUGUACAACUAUGCUGCAACGAAUGGAUUGAAGAAGGGACUUAUUGAAUUGCCCCGUGAUCACCAUAGGGAAUUGGAAGCUGAGCUGAAGAAAAUGGCACCGCCUAAUGGAAGAGCUGUUCUGGUGUUUCGAGCAAGAUGUGGGUGCUCUAUUGGAAGAAUGGAGGUUCCAGGCCAAAAGAAGUCUAGAAAGGUUAAAAAAUAGUGUUGAUACUAUACUUAUUUCAUAGGAGGAUAUUCGAUACUGAAUUAGCCAUGAUGAUGAGCAGAUCCUUUUCCAGUUUAAUCUUUUCUGAACAAGUUAGAUUUGAAUAAGCUCAAUAACUCGUGGGAAUAAGUUAUGUGGACAGUAUACAUAAUUGAUUAAUAUAGGAAUAUAAGGAUAUGCCGUUUCUUUCAGCCUUUAUUAAUAUAAGAUCAUAUUUACAUUUA
Olea europaea var. sylvestris is the source of this 1320-nucleotide messenger RNA. RefSeq lists its product as uncharacterized. The record is from RefSeq and is a predicted model, not a curated record. Lineage: Eukaryota; Viridiplantae; Streptophyta; Magnoliopsida; Lamiales; Oleaceae. The transcript has a single exon. Bases 410 to 1093 code for a protein of 227 amino acids.